Caenorhabditis sp. 36 PRJEB53466 is the source of this 930-nucleotide messenger RNA. Lineage: Eukaryota; Metazoa; Nematoda; Chromadorea; Rhabditida; Rhabditidae. The record is from the annotation of a GenBank genome assembly.
AUGUCGAACACGUUUAUCGCAGGAGUCACCGCUCUCUCAGGAGUAGCCAUCCUCGGAUGUCUCCUCUUCCUCGGCUCCAUCUACCAGGACAUCAAUGGUCUCUACGAUGACGUCAUGGGAGAUAUGAACGAUUUCCAGGUUUGUUGAUAUUCAAAUACUUUGGUUAUGUGUUCAUAUGAUCAGACUUUCGCCAACGACGCGUGGGACUCGAUGAUCUCCAUGAACCAGCCAGCCAGACACCUCAACGCGGCCACCAUCUUCGGACGAAACAAGAGACAGGCCGCUUGCAACUGCGGAACCCAGCCGAGCAACUGCCCAGCUGGACCCCCAGGACCACCAGGAGCGCCCGGAGACCAAGGACACGACGGAGCUCCGGGACAGGCUGGAAACCCAGGACAGAGCGCCGUUACCGCUAGCAUUGCCUCCUCUAUCACUGAUUGCAUUGUCUGCCCAGCCGGCGCCCCAGGACCACAAGGACCAAACGGAGCUCCAGGAGCCCCAGGACCGGCCGGAAAGCCAGGACAAGAUGGAACCUCUGGACAGCCGGGAGCACCAGGAGUCGCAGGACCACAGGGAGACGCUGGAACCGCUGGUCAGCCAGGACAACCAGGGCAAGACGGAGCCCCAGGAAAGAACGGACAACGCGGACACGGAGCACCAGGAGCACCAGGACCACAAGGACCAGCUGGAGCACCAGGAAACAACGGACAGCCAGGACAGAACGGAGGCCCAGGACAGCAAGGAGCUCCAGGAGCCGCAGGACCAGACGGACAACCAGGACAGAACGGAUCGGACGGAACUCCAGGAGAGAACGGAGAAGAAGGCGUGCCAGGAACCGAUGCGGCCUACUGCCCGUGCCCGGCCAGAAGCGGACCAGUCGAGGUCGCUCCGGCUAGGCCAGACAAGUACAGAAGACGUUUCUCCAACUAA